Messenger RNA from Drosophila ananassae, 2288 nucleotides. Its product is annotated as leucine-rich repeat and transmembrane domain-containing protein 2. Bases 491 to 1855 code for a protein of 454 amino acids. Gene Ontology annotation, molecular function: protein binding. The record is from RefSeq and is a predicted model, not a curated record. Lineage: Eukaryota; Metazoa; Arthropoda; Insecta; Diptera; Drosophilidae. The transcript is spliced from 6 exons.
AGAACUGUAAUCAAGAGAGAGAGGAAUAAGAAAUACUGAUAAGAUUAGCAGCUCUUGCUAAACACGAACUAAACACUGGAAGAUUAAAGGAGAGCCAGCGAUAAAAGGCUCUCCGACUUGAGGAGAGCGAGUCGGCGUUCUCUCUUCUCACCUGGCCAUCUUACGCUCUGAGACACCUGUCAGUGGCUGGCGAAAUUUUUCGCUCACUUGAGAGCCGACAAGCGAGUGGUAGAGUCAGUGCCAGCGGGAGAACUUUUCACGAAAUCUUUUUUGGAAAAUCUUAAAAUCCAAAAUCCAAUAUAAUAUAUCAAUAUAUAUAUAAUAUAUAGUGUUUAGUGAAAAAAGAAAACAAACCAAAAAUAAAUAAAAAAAUCUAUUUUCAGCGGAAAAAUGAAAUGAAAUUCAGUAAAUAAACACAAACAUUAGCAGGCCCAGUGAAUAAAUAAAAUAAAAGAAAAAUAAUAAUAGAAAUAAAAAUAAACAAAUAAUCAUGCACGUGUAUUACAAAUUCGGAUUACUUUUAAUAUUUUUACUCAGCGUAAGUAUUAGUCACACAAAUGGAGCUCCCGCGAGCAGUGAACAGUCCCAACUGUCCCCCACCUUCGAGGACGACUACAACGAUUACGACGAGGACUACAGCGAUGAAGCGUCGGACAAGGGUCCUGAGACAGCAGAGAAUAGACUGAUGCCACAAUCAUCUUCAACAUCGACCACCACAACAUUUCGACCAAUUUUUAACAUACCACGACGUAGCAACCAUGUCCUGGAGCCCAGUUGUCCGCGCAACUGCCACUGCUUGGAGGACUUCAAGUACGUCCAGUGCACGAACGCCCAUCUGACCCAUGUACCCCUGGACAUGCCCAAAACGGCGGCGAUCAUAGAUUUAAGCCACAAUGUGAUUUCCGAACUGAGGCCGGAGGACUUUGCCAACCUGUCGAGGGUCCAGGAGAUCAAUCUGAACCACAACCUGAUCAGUCGCAUAGACACCGAGGUCUUCCAGGGCCUGGAGCGUCUGCAGCGCCUGCGACUGGCCAACAACCGCCUGACCAAGAUAGAUCCGGACACCUUUGCGCCGGCCAGGGAGCUGUCCAUUCUCGACCUGAGCAAUAACUCCAUUGCCCAGCGACUGGACGGAGCGUUCCUCAACCAGCCGGGAUUGAUAGAGUUCAGUUGCUCGAACUGCAGCUGGACAGAGCUGCCGGAGCAGACGUUCGAGAACAUGAGUGCCCUGCAGGUGCUCCGACUGGACAAGAACGAUUUCAAACAGCAAAUCAAUACGAGAGCUUUCACGCCGCUGAAGAACAUAAUUAAACUGAAGUUGCCGGAGCUGGACCAGCCCAACAUCGAGGAGCUGUGCAACCUGCUCAAGUCCAUAGACAACAUCAGCUUCCGCCACUUCGACGUCAGCUGCUUCGAGCUCGUCCUGGGCACCUCCUUCAACGACAGUCUCAUCCAGGCCACCGACCCGCCGUUCCAUCGUGUUACGGAUCUCCCGACCACCACACCGAAGCCCACAGCGGCUCCACCGCGCACUGCCGAUCGCAGUCGGAGCAAAAUGGCAAACAGCACGGAGUUGGCAAAGGCCGGAAUCAUGAGUUCAGUGACUGAGAGCAGCGGGGUGAGUGCGGAGGCGGCCGGCGACCAGGAGAAGAGCAACCAGGUGGCCAUAUCCCAGGAGGCCAUCAACACCCUGCUCAUCUGCAUCAUGGUCAUCGCGGUGAUCGGGAUUAUCAUUGGGCUGAUCUGCCGGAAGGACAUUGGAGGGAUCAAGACCAAAUGCUGCCGCACUAGCAAGCCAGAGCCAAAGGACCAGGUGCAUCCCACCGAGGAGAUACCCUUAAAUAAGCUAGCCUAAAGAAAGAAACCAGAAGACCAAAUCUAGAAACACAUCCUAUCCGUUUAAACAAUUCCAUUUCGAUGGCAUUUUGUGUUAGAUUAUAAAUAGGUAGAUGUACGUGCAUGUAUAUGGAUAAUUAGUUGACUACUUUGACUCAUCAAGCUCUGCUCCAUUGUUCGCCAGCACAACAGCUUCCAGUAAAAUGAAUUCCCAAAUCCGUUGUUAGAUUCUAGUUAGUUAUAGCAGGUAUAGCAGCUGCCUAGUCGCUUAGCGUUCUACUAUUAUUUAGGGGAGCACGGGAAACCCAACCACAAAAAAAAACAAAAAACAAGAAACAAAAAUGUAAAACCCACUCCUGGCUCUGUUCUAGAGAUACUUUAGUUUUUAGAGCUUAGCCCUAGAUUUUUUGCCAAAAUACAAUAAAAAAGAGAUAAUUGUAAAUAGAACACAA